This is a messenger RNA of Mugil cephalus (flathead mullet), 1812 nucleotides long. RefSeq names its product Sep (O-phosphoserine) tRNA:Sec (selenocysteine) tRNA synthase (gene sepsecs). Gene Ontology annotation, biological process: selenocysteine incorporation; conversion of seryl-tRNAsec to selenocys-tRNAsec. The transcript has 12 exons. The record is from RefSeq and is a predicted model, not a curated record. Bases 154 to 1620 code for a protein of 488 amino acids. Lineage: Eukaryota; Metazoa; Chordata; Actinopteri; Mugiliformes; Mugilidae. Gene Ontology annotation, molecular function: O-phosphoseryl-tRNA(Sec) selenium transferase activity; tRNA binding.
GUCGGUCACGUGAUAAGCGCCCCGCGGUCAUGUGACACCGUGACGUUGCGCCGUCCCUCUGAACUUCUGCUCCCAACAUGCUUCCUCCUCUGUCUUCGUGCGCCCUCCUCUUGAAAGUUUAAAACACAGAGUCUCUGAGGAAAGCCGUGAGAGAUGAAUAGUGAAAACUUCUCCCUGAGCGAGGCGAUAGUGUCGCCUUCCUACGUUCGAAAAGGCUCUCAGGCGCGUCGCGGCCACGAGCAGCUGAUCAGGCACCUGCUGGAGCAGGGAAAAUGUCCAGAGGAAGGGUGGAGCGAGAGCACCGUGGAGCUCUUCCUGAACGAGCUGGCCGUCAUGGACAGCAACAACUUCCUCGGGAACUGUGGGGUAGGAGAGCGGGAAGGCCGGGUGGCGUCCAGCCUCGUGGCAAGACGACACUACAGGUUGAUCCAUGGCAUCGGCCGCUCAGGAGACAUCGCUGCCAUUCAGCCUAAAGCGGCAGGAUCCAGUCUGCUUAACAAGCUGACCAACUCGGUAGUGCUGGACAUCUUAAAGCUUGCAGGUGUGCGGAGUGUGGCGAGCUGCUUCGUGGUUCCCAUGGCAACAGGAAUGAGCCUGACUCUGUGCUUCCUGACCCUCCGUCACAGGAGGCCGAGGGCUCGCUACAUCAUCUGGCCUCGCAUCGACCAGAAGUCCUGUUUCAAAUCCAUGAUCACAGCAGGCUUUGAACCUGUCGUCGUGGAGAAUGUCAUCGAGGGGGACGAGUUGCGCACGGACUUGGAAGCGGUUGAAAGCAAGAUCAAAGAGCUGGGAGCUGAGAACGUUGUGUGUGUUCAUUCAACGACAUCCUGCUUUGCCCCGCGGGUCCCUGACAGGCUGGAGGAGCUGGCCGCUAUGUGUGCCAAAUACAACAUUCCCCAUAUAGUGAACAAUGCAUACGGAGUACAGUCCUCAAAAUGCAUGCACCUCAUCCAGCAGGGGGCUCGUGUGGGAAGAAUCGACGCCUUUGUACAGAGCUUGGACAAGAACUUCAUGGUUCCUGUAGGUGGCGCCAUAAUUGCAGGUUUUGAUGAGUCCUUCAUACAAGAGAUAAGCAAGAUGUAUCCAGGUCGAGCGUCGGCUUCACCUUCCCUCGACGUCCUCAUAACCCUUCUCACUCUGGGAGCCAGGGGCUAUAAGAAAUACCUCUCGGAAAGAAAGGAGAUUUAUUCGUUCUUGGCUCAGGAGCUGAAGAGUCUGGCUUCUGCGCACGGGGAGAGGUUGCUUCACACCCCGCAUAACCCCAUUUCACUGGCCAUGUCUCUAGACGGCCUCCAGGCCAAGAGCGACAAGGCGGUGACGCAGCUCGGCUCCAUGCUGUUCACCCGGCAAGUGUCUGGAGCCAGGGUCAUACCACUGGGCAAGGAGCAGACCGUAAACGGACACACGUUUCGCGGGUUCAUGUCGCACUCGGAGUCGUACCCGUGCCCUUACCUCAACGCUGCCUCGGCCGUGGGGAUCACCCGAGAAGACGUGACGCUGUGCAUGAAGAGACUCGACAAGUGCCUGAAGGCGCUGAAGAAAGAGGGGGACGCAGCGCUAGGCGCUCUCCCAGCGGCUCCGUCGAGUCCGGAGGUCGCGGCCGGCGAGCGGCCGAGCUGAAAUGUGAAACUUUGACUGUGUGCAACCGGCACCAACUGAUUUGUUUGUGUGUGCCGCUCAGGGUGCGUCCCUGAUCUAAAGUAAGACCAAAGACUGUCACUGACUGCGUAUGUUGAAAAAGUUGAAUGUGUUUGCGCUCAAAACACAUCAUGGAUGGAUAGUUUUCUUAAUUAAAACCAUCUAAAACCUUCA